GUCAGUGCGGGAGUAAGGCUGGGUGAUAUGACGAAAAUAUGUUAUCACGAUAUUUGAGGACAUUUCUACGAUACACGAUAUAUAUCACAAUAUAUAAUUUAGCUAACAGACUGUCCGCAAAACAAAAAAAAAAGGUUAAACUCUGAUGACAAUGCCUAGAAAGUUCAAGAAUAUUAAGUUCUUUAAAAAAUUAAAAAUUACAUAAAAUCAUCGGCAUUUAUGCAUUACCAUUUAAUGUUGAAUUAUUAAAAUACAUCAACAUACCAAAAAUAACUCCGAAAAGUGUAUUGCAAAAUCGUUGAUCACCGUAUCUAUAUUAUAUCUAUUUAUCACUCAGCCCUACGUUGUAGACAAACAAUAAUGAAAAUACAGCAACAACCAACAAAUACCAGAGUGACAAAAGUACCAGUACCCAAGUAACAAAACACAUAACAAAUAUUUCAAUAUAAAGAUAUUUGAUGUGUUUUAGGGUGGAGUUUUCCUUUAAAUUAUAUACAGGACUCGGAGUGUUUAAAAGAGAGUAAGUAGUGACUGGCUAAUUUAUUUCCUGUAGAUAUAUUGCAAUUUUUUACUCUGGUGUGCAAUGUUGCACUGAAUAACCCCUGUAGAAAUUUGGCUUUGGGGUUUACUAUACUCCUAAACCUUGGUCUGUCAGACUGUGUCCUGGCCUGAUGCUCUGCCUUUACCCCGGCAGAUGCUCAGAAUGAGAGAGGCUGUUGUCUCGUUGCUGCAGCUUCAGGACUCUGGCUUCCAGCAGUUAAGUCUGGUAGUGGAGAAGGGGUUCAUGCAGGUCCAAGUGCUUGGGAAGCAGCUCGAUGAGAUGCAGGCUGGGAAACAGGAACUGGUCACAAAGUAUGAAGGGCAGCUGCAGCAUUUGAAAGAAGAGUUGUCCAAGUUGAAGCGCAGCUAUGAGAAACUUCAGCGCAAACAGCUAAAGGAGGUGCGAGAGGGAGCUCGAAGCCGAGAGGAGGACAAGAGUGAGGUUUUGCAUCUGAACAGCAAGCUGGAGGAGUUCCGUCAGCGCUCAGCGGAGUGGGAGCAGCAGCGGUUGCAGUAUCAGAGGCAGGUUGCUUCAUUAGAGGCCCAGAGGAAGACCCUGGCAGAGCAGUUCACUCAAAUGCGGUAUCAGUGUCAUGGUGCGGCACGGCUGCAGGAACAGGGGGAGAUGCAGCGCCUGCGGGCACAACUGCAACGGGCGCAAGACUCCCUACAUGCACAAGAGCUGGAGCUGGAGAGAUUACGGCUGUUGCAGGACGAACUGGGAGACUCUCGCAGAGAACAGCAGGUCAGCUGCCGUGCUGCAGCUCAUGCUUCAGGCCAGGUUCUGAGUGAUGAGCGGGAGGAGCUGAGAGCUACACUGGAUGCUCAGGAUCAAUUUGUGAGGAGCUCAGACCUGCAGCAACAGCAGCUGCGCAACGAGGUGGCUUGCCUUAACCAGGCGCUGCAGGCAAAGGAACAUGUCAUCAGGUCUCUGGAGGAGUGUCUGGCCUCUCGGAGUUCUCCAGGCCUGGCGUCUAUCAGACAGGAACUGGAGAACGUCGUCAUCAAGCUUCACUGUUCUCAAACCUGUGAGGCACACCUGAAAGCCGAGGUCACCCGACUCAGAGAAAAGCUUGAAAGCAUGCGGAGGCAGAAAGCAGAAGCAAGUAAAAGAGAGCAGGAAUGGAGAAAACUGGAAGAGGAGCAUGGUCACUCUAUGACUGAAGUCAAGCGGCUACGUGAGGAGCUCCAGCAGGCUGAGCAGACUCGUUGUGCUGAGGUAGAGGCCAUGAGGAAAGAGGUGUCACAGCUCACGAGUGAACUCCACCAGCGUGACAUCACCAUUGCCACAAUUACAGGCUCCGCCUCCAGUGCAGAGCGCCAGUUGCGGGCUGAGGUAGAGCGGGCAGAGCGGCGAGCAGCAGAACUCAAGAUGACGCAGGUACAACUGGAAACUCUAAAGCUAGAGAAUCAGCACCUGAAUGACCUGCUGGAGAGAGUUGAGUCACGGUCCCCGAAGAGGACAGAUGGGGAACUGGUGAAUCUGAGGGACAGCUAUGUAUCCUCCCUGAACAGCCUGGAGCAAGAGAAUCAGCAGCUUAGGCAGGAUCUGGCAGAGGUCCGUGCUCGUAUGGAGGCUAGCAACCAGACCUGGCAGGACAAGUACGAGAGAGCAUUGCUGCAGAGCCACAGCAAGAAUGUGCACACCCAUGACAGGUGUGAGGAGGAGCUGAAGGCCAUGAAGAGUCGCUUGCAGGAGAGCUCCUCGCACUAUGAGCUUCAGAUCCAGACACUCCUCAAGCGACUGGAAGACCUGUCAUCCUCCUCCUACUCCUCCCACCGACCCGAUGGCCAAUCACAGGAGAGCAGACCUGCCAUGUCCCCAACACUCUCCGCUUCCUCUUCCAGAUCCUCAUCAUCCUCAGCAAGUAAAACCCAAAAGAUAGUGUCUCUGCUGAGUGCUGCAGCUGAAGAUGAAGGAGCACAGGGCUUGGGUCUUGCUGGAGACACACUACCUUUGGAGCAUUGUAUAGGUUCUCCAGCAGGCUCUGUCACUUCUCAUUUUGUGGAGGAAGAGACACAGCGUUCUCAAGAGCUGCUGCAGCGACUGGACUUCCACAUCCAUAGCAUGAGGCAGGAGAAUGCCAAGACUGUUCGCAAGUACCUAGCCAAAGACAGCAGCCCCCGCAACCCACACUGACUCCAUGCAGACAGACAGAACACACACACAGACACACACACAAAGUGCCUUUUAAGAUUCAGCUAAGGAAGUUUAUUUGUAUUCGGUGGCAUGGAGAUGAAAAUCAUUGUCAGUAACUAUGAUCACUGCCACAAAAAAAGCCAAAUCGAUUGGGACCGCAUUUUGACUGCUGGCUGUUUGGUAACUUGUGCAGUCACACACACAGCACUGAAGCUUACAAUGCCUCUGUAGCUAUUGCACUAGUGAAUGACCUGGACAUGGACCUCCAUUAUGACCUUUAACCUCUGACCACUGAUUUUGUGUCCUCACUGUAGUCUCACCUUUUAUUAUUUAGAACUUUAGAAUGAUGGAUUUCCAUGCCUUCAUCCCUUUCUUUGUUCACUUUUUGUCAUUUUCUCUCUCACGCGCUCUCUCUGUCAUAUUUAUGUAUACGACUGACAAAUUUAUGUGGAACAUUUUUUACGGUUUCUUAUUUAGUGAAGAGGCUGUUUGGAGUGAAUUAAAUGAGUUUGUUUUGACAGUGUGUUUAUAGGAGUAGAUGUGUUUAUGUGAAUGAUUCAUCCUCCAUGUCACUGUGUGCUUUUGGGAGAAACAAGGUCUGCACACGAACUAUUACAUGUGUUCUGAGGGGCCGCAUCAUCGGGCAGUGCUGUAAAGCAGAGAUGUCCAGCUGAUAACAAAUACACACACUUGCACAUGCUGCUGUCUCAGUCACUCUGAGCCACACGGGGUACUGAACAAAGUGCAAAAACAGCAAUUCACAAUUACUGUAACUGUUCAUUGUGCAGCAUGUGGGUUACUAGUGGUCCACCAUCAAUGAAGAAAAGUGCAAAAUAAAAGCUUUUAUUUAUUGAA
Ictalurus punctatus (channel catfish) is the source of this 3535-nucleotide messenger RNA. RefSeq names its product centrosomal protein 63 (gene cep63). Gene Ontology annotation, cellular component: centriole. Bases 695 to 2680 code for a protein of 661 amino acids. The transcript is spliced from 13 exons. NCBI's taxonomy places the organism in Eukaryota, Metazoa, Chordata, Actinopteri, Siluriformes, Ictaluridae. Gene Ontology annotation, biological process: centriole replication; de novo centriole assembly involved in multi-ciliated epithelial cell differentiation. The record is from RefSeq and is a predicted model, not a curated record.